Molecule: messenger RNA, 501 nt
Organism: Hippocampus comes (tiger tail seahorse)
Lineage: Eukaryota; Metazoa; Chordata; Actinopteri; Syngnathiformes; Syngnathidae
Product: alpha-2,8-sialyltransferase 8E-like
Exons: 1
Biological process (GO): oligosaccharide metabolic process; N-glycan processing
Molecular function (GO): alpha-N-acetylneuraminate alpha-2,8-sialyltransferase activity
Source: RefSeq, a predicted model, not a curated record
GUACAACUCUCUGAUAGGACGACGGCGGAGUUUUGCGGAGAGACUCCAGCACUACGGGAAGGCUCUGAUCCUCCUUCCCGCCUUCUCCUUCGGCUUCAACACGCCGCUGUCAAUGCGGGCGGCCUACACCAUGGAAGACUUCGCCAGUCCCACUCAGCCAGUCUUCACCAACCCGGACUACUUGCGCAACCUCUCCCGUUUCUGGAACAUCAGAGGCCUCAAGUCCCGCCGGCUCAGCACGGGCAUCAUGAUGGCCAGCUUGGCUCUGGAGAUGUGCUCCAACGUGCACCUGUACGGCUUCUGGCCCUUCAGCCACCACCCGCACGGACUCUACGCGCUGACCAAUCAUUACUACGAUGACAGGAAGGUCAACAUCAGGUUUCACACCAUGCCCGUGGAGUUUGACCUGCUGCUCAAACUGCACAGCCAGGGCGUGCUCAGGCUUCACCUCGGGGAUUGCCCAGCCAGUAAAAAGCCGUGACUUGUUUGCACUGGAGAAAG